Molecule: messenger RNA, 1248 nt
Organism: Lichtheimia ornata
Lineage: Eukaryota; Fungi; Mucoromycota; Mucoromycetes; Mucorales; Lichtheimiaceae
Exons: 8
Coding region: 1-1248 (415 amino acids)
Biological process (GO): peptidyl-serine phosphorylation
Cellular component (GO): nucleus; cAMP-dependent protein kinase complex
Molecular function (GO): cAMP-dependent protein kinase activity; ATP binding
Source: RefSeq, a predicted model, not a curated record
AUGCAAUCGCUUUCACGUACAACGCCAUUCAAGGUCAUCAAUCCCAAUGCAUCGCCACCUGAUCUCAUUACUACCAUGGAGGCCAAAAAGCUUGCAUCGCCACUACAGCGACAGCAGCAGGCGACGCCUUUGAAAGCAGCAAGUGCAACACAAAGAGCACCAUCACAGCAGCAACAGCAACAGGCUUCUCCCACCAGUGCAGCAUUUCUAUAUCAACAGCAACAGCAACAACAAAUCCAAAGGCUUCAAUACUUUCAUUCUCGACCUCCAGUUUAUGUGGCUAAUCCAUCAUUUGGUUUACAAGACUUUGAGCUUAUGGAUACACUUGGCACAGGCACUUUUGGACGUGUUUAUCUUACCCGUUUCCGUACUACCAACAAGUAUUAUGCCAUGAAAGUAUUGAAGAAAUCAGAGGUGGUUCGAUUGAAGCAGGUUGAGCACCUUUUAUGGGAAAAGCAAAUCCUAGCAUCGGUCCGGUUUCCUUUUAUUGUUGAUCUCUUUUGUGCCUUCCAAGACAAUACCAACUUGUACAUGCUACUCGAAUACGUGGUGGGCGGUGAAUUGUUUUCACAUUUACGACGAGCUGGCCGAUUCACCAAUGACAUGACCCGCUUUUAUGCAUCCGAAAUCGUCUUGGCUAUCGAAUACCUUCAUUCAAAAAACAUUGUCUAUCGCGAUCUCAAACCAGAGAACCUCCUUCUGGAUCAUCAUGGACACGUUGUGCUCACUGACUUUGGCUUUGCAAAGCAAAUCGAUGACAGGACAUGGACAUUAUGUGGUACACCCGAAUACCUUGCACCCGAAAUCAUUCAAAGCAAAGGCCAUGGCAAAGCAGUCGAUUGGUGGGCACUUGGUAUCUUGAUAUUCGAAAUGUUGGCAGGAUAUCCACCUUUCUUUGACGACAACUCCUUUGGCAUUUAUGAAAAGAUCCUCACAGGCAAGGUACAAUUCCCAAGUCAUUUUGACGCAUUGGCCAAGGAUCUUUUGAAGCGAUUGUUGGUGAGCGAUAGGACAAAGCGGCUGGGUAAUCUAAAGGGUGGAUCGGAUGAUAUCAAACGACACAAAUGGUUCCGUGGUGUGGAUUGGAUUGGUCUAUUGGAAAAGACUGUGCGAGCACCGAUCAUUCCAAAAUAUCGACAUCCUGGUGACACUAGCAACUUUGAGCAAUACCCCGACAAUCAACUUCCUGAACAAGAUCCAACAGGUCAAGAUCCUUACAAGGACAAAUUCCGUGCUUUUACAUCUUGA